Molecule: messenger RNA, 1334 nt
Organism: Dentiscutata erythropus
Lineage: Eukaryota; Fungi; Glomeromycota; Glomeromycetes; Diversisporales; Gigasporaceae
Source: the annotation of a GenBank genome assembly
AUUACCUUUGAUAAGAGUAGUCAUUCAGAUUCUGAGGGUAUAUUUUUCUCCAGUAUUUGGCCAAAUUUAAAAUCAAAUAUAUCAGGCUUCGAGGAUGGAUUAGAGAUAAUAUUCAUAUGGAUUACAAGUGAAAGUGAUACAGAUGUGAAAGUGGACAUUAAGUCUAAAGAAACACGAAAUAAACCUUUUGAAAUUAAUCCCGAAUACACUCAGGUAGUAAUGGAAUUUGGAAAUGUCAACAGAGAUAUUAAUCGAGAUGUUUGGUAUAUAGUUGAUGGCAGGGAGCCAAUGGAAUAUGUCGCCAAGACAAUUCUAAUCUGUUCGCCUCAAAAGCGUUACUAUAGUACGUUUGAUAAGCUUGGGACAACUAUUCGAUACAUGCCAGUGUGGUCUUGGGAAGAGACUGAUACGUGCAGGAAAGUGCUUUUCUGUGAUCUUACUCAAAAGAAGGUUAAGGAAUUACACAAUAAAUGGGGUGGAAUUCCUCGCUUUACCUUGUUUUAUGCUCUCAAUAUUUCUCAGCAAGAACUCCUUCAGAAGGCAAUUAACUCAGUUAAUGAUAAGAUAUUAAAUUUCGUUGGCGAAACCACAGAGGACAAUAGCGCCAGUCACAAAAUUGUUCAUAUCCGUACGAACGUGCCACAAGUAGGUGAGAAAGGAAAGGGAGUAGAGGGAGUAGAGGAAGUAGAGGAAAUGAGUGAAGUAGAAGACGAUGCUGGGGAGUCUUCCUCUCCUGCAGUAACCAAGCAAGACAAAGAUAAUGAAGGGGUACCCUUCUAUACAUUGUCAAAUUUAGAUUUUGCAUCCGAUUAUGUUUAUGAAAAGGUAAUGGAUGUACUCCUAACGAAUUACAAAGAACAGUUGCAGACUUUUGUGCAAGCUAGCAAAUCAAUAAGUGAUUAUGGCACACUUCGGGGGACAUUCAAGGUUCGUCCUUUAUUUGGAAAGACUACCUCUUGCUUCGGGAUAAGUAAUAGUAAUCGCAAACUAACAAUACCUCCUCGGGAAAAAUUGUUGUUCAGCAAACCUGAUGAGGUUAUACAAAACCGAUACUGUAUACCAACUCAAAAAAAUAACGCAUCUUUCGAUGCAUUUGUUUCUCCCGACACAUUCUUCCAAAUGACUAUUGCUGAUAAUCAUCCUAUCAUCAGGAUUGGCUUGGAAAAAUAUAUUAAGGACGACAAUUCAGAUAUCAAUUUUUAUUUUGUCUUACCAACGGAUUUGUAUAACGAUUACAAACCGCAGGCUCUUCAUACCACAAACAGGACUGUUCUCAAGAAUAAACCGCCUUGGUUUAAUCGCUUCAAACAAUAUGCUCUGGAACUUGAUCCGAA